Messenger RNA from Cygnus atratus (black swan), 1116 nucleotides. RefSeq names its product C-X-C motif chemokine receptor 5 (gene CXCR5). Gene Ontology annotation, biological process: G protein-coupled receptor signaling pathway; lymph node development; chemotaxis. Gene Ontology annotation, molecular function: C-X-C chemokine receptor activity. Lineage: Eukaryota; Metazoa; Chordata; Aves; Anseriformes; Anatidae. Gene Ontology annotation, cellular component: membrane. The coding region runs from base 1 to 1116 and encodes 371 amino acids. The transcript has 2 exons. The record is from RefSeq and is a predicted model, not a curated record.
AUGGGGCCUGUCAGCUACUCAUCAGAGACCUAUGACUUGAGCCAGGCGGAGCUGAGUGGUUACUACGAGGCUGAGAACACAACCCCUUCUUUGGAGGGCUACUUUUGCUUCAAUCCGGCCUCAUCUGUGGUUGGCAACCAGAGAGACCCCUUCAGAAAGGUCUUUAUGCCCCUCAUCUAUCUGCUUAUGUUUGUGCUGGGAACUGUGGGCAAUGCCCUGGUCCUGGUCAUUUUAGAGAGGUUCAAGCGGUCUCGCACAACCACGGAAAACUUCCUCUUCCACCUCACCCUGGCCAACCUGGCACUGCUGCUCACCUUCCCCUUCAGUGUGGUUGAGAGCUUGGCCGGGUGGGUAUUUGGGACUUUCCUCUGCAAGAUCCUCAGUGCUGUCCACAAGAUCAAUUUCUACUGCAGUAGCAUGCUGCUGGGGUGCAUUGCAGUAGACCGCUACCUGGCCAUCGUUUACGCAAUCCACACCUACCGCAAACGUAGAGCUCGCUCCAUCCACCUCACCUGCAUGGCGGUCUGGCUCUGUUCCUUGCUCUUGACCUUACCCGAUCUCAUCUUCAUGGAAGUCUGGACAGAUGAGAGCAACCGCAGCAUUUGCUAUUUUCCAGAGAUUGGGAUUCAUGGCAACAACGCGUGGCUGGCAACCCGUUUCCUAUACCACACCGUGGGUUUCUUUGUGCCCCUUCUGGUCAUGUGUUAUUGCUACAUGGCCAUCGUCCGGACUCUGUGUCAGUCCCAACGCCUGCAGAGGCAAAAAGCUGUCCGCGUAGCCAUCCUGGUCACAGGUGUGUUCCUGCUCUGCUGGAGCCCAUACCACAUCGUCAUCUUUCUGAACACACUUACCAAGCUAGAAGCCUUCACCAAGAACUGCCUCCUGGAAGACCAGCUGGACACAGCCAUCAUGGUGACAGAGGCCAUCGGCUUCACACACUGCUGCCUCAACCCCAUCCUCUAUGCCUUCAUUGGGGUCAAGUUCCGUAACGACUUCUUCCGUAUCCUGCAGGAGCUUGGCUGUAUAAGCCAGGAGACCCUACAGGAGAUCCUGGAGGUGACCAGGAAGGGCAGUGGAAUCGAGUCUGACAACACCACCUCUAUCUCCACUUUCUAA